AGUGUUCCCUGCUGGGCUGGGGGCGAUCAGCUCGGAGGGUUCCAAGGUUUCAGCGGACUGGGCCGCAGCCGCACAACGCCGUCGCCGCUACCAUCGACGCCAUCGGACGAGGAAAUCCGGGGUUCUGAUUUCAAGACCCUGCCUAGCAUCGCAUCACAUCGUCUCGCAUCGGGCAAACGGUUGAAGGGACGGAAUAGCGACGCCGACGAAGGCGACGCUGCCGAGGAAGAGAAGGAGAAACGAGCUCUGGAAACGAAAUAACACAAUUACUUGACACAAAUCGCGCAUCCACACCCACCCACACCCACAAUGGAAGGGUUUCCGCGUAUUAAUCGCACCAUGUCGGCAGGCCCAGGGCCACCGAAAUCACCUGCGCCGCAUCCACCCCGGCGAGGCCAGAGCGUCACCGCCGGGAGGCUUACACGGUACAGGAGCGUGCGGGAGCACAAGAGUGUGCUAGACUUUGGACGCAACUGGCGGGACUGGGAGGUGGAUAUUUUCCAGGACGACGAGACGGUGUCCAAUGCAACGACCGAGACGGGCACCGCGACGAGCAUUGCGCUGGGUCUAGGCAUUGGGAUUGCUGUUGAUGAAGAGGAGGGAGCUACUGGCGGUGUUGAUGAUGGUCAGGCAACGGUGUCAUCGCCGCAUCCUCAUGAUCAGUAUGGGCAGCAACAGCAGCAACAGCAACAACAGCAAACCCCGGCUUCAUCGUUGAGGAGGAGGCGCACAGCGCCGUUGCUAUCGACGCCAGUGCCGCAGACACCGUCGGGAGCACCGCAGUUGACGAUGCAAUGGCAAUGGCCCGAUCUCAUGGCCGGUACCGGCAUCAGCGACGCCUCGUCUCCGUUUGAUUUUGAAAAUUCUCCAGUCAGUAGUGGUCGUUGUGCAGCAACAGGAGAAGGAGAAGGCCAAGGAGGAGGGCGUAGUGCGAGUUAUUAUUGUCGUGGGGGUGGUGGAAUUGGCACUGAUAUUGGCAGUACUGGUGCUGGAGAUGGUGCGGUUGGCGGUGGAAAAAGAAUGGUGGUCCCAGCCCCUCCCGAAUCCCCCGUGCGGUUCAGCUACCCCAAUCGACGGCGACCAACCAAGACGGCCCCCAAGGCGGAUCUCGACGACAGCUGGAGCCCCUUGCAUGGAAGCUCGUCUCCUCCUUUUUUUUCUUCCUCGCCGCCUUCUCUGUCUCCAAAGUCCCCUACCACGACGACUACGGAUGCCAGGUCCUCUCCUCCUGCAGGCGGUGGUCGUGCCAGUGGUGUUCUUACUGGUGCAACGACAGACGCAUGCGGCCCUUAUGGCCCCAGACCCCCAAGCGAACCGGGUUCCCUAUUCUCCCUAGCGCCAUCCUAUUCCGGGUCCACGUCCCCAGCCCCAGGGGUUCCAGGGGUUUCCUCCACUCAGGCCGCCCCUUUGUACGCCUUGGGCCCCUGUCCGCCGGCCCCGUCUGCAGGAUCGGUGUUAUUACCACCAGCAUCAGCGUCAGCUGCUGAUGCGUCUGCGUCUACGUCUGCGUCUUCUGCUUCUUGGUCUGCGGCACCGAAACCGAACCUCGUCGGGCUUGUACCACAACCACCAACACCGCUGACGACAGUACCUCCUACACCACCACGACUACCUACAAUCCCAGCAGUUCCAGUCGUCCGCGCAUUUGCACUUGCGCCUGCAUUUGCGCCAGCGCCAGUAGAAGGAUCCCAAGGAACGGCACCACUUGAACCAGCUACACCACCGCCUCCAGUACCGCAUCACCCUCCUCCUCCCCCUCCACCACCACACUCGCUUUUACACCCAACACAACCAUCUCCUCCUGGAAUAGGACUGGGACUGCUUCCGUUGCCCAUCCCGGUUCAAGGCCAAGCCAAAGUCCAAGCCCAGGCACAUCAUACCCGAGCACGCGACCUCGUCCCGCCUCCCGGUCCCCAUCUGCGCCCUCGUUCGCACAACCCAAUCUUGGUUUCUUCCCACUCGUCAUGCGCCGACCUGAAGCUCGCUGCCAGGGCUGAACACGCUCGCUCUCAAAUUAUCACCAAGCUCGCCCUCCAACCCGACUCUAACAACAACACCGAAUACACCAGCACCAACAAGGAGGGCCUCAUACGCAGCAAUAACCCCCACUGGGACCAGCAACUUGCCCGUCAAGAGGAAGAUCGACAGCGCCGGCGCCACCAACAACACCAGCAAUUGCUCGCCCAGCAGGAACAGCAGGAAGAAGAGCACCGACGUCGCAAGGAACAGGAAGAGGAGGACGCUGCUCGUUGGGCCGAAGAGGUUGCUCGUCUUGAAGCAGAGACCGAUCGCAUCUUGGCAGACCAAAAGGCAAAGGACCUCGCAAGACUCCAGGCUCAAUUGGCUGCCGUACCCGACGCACCAGCCUCCCGUGUCCGGACCCCCAUCGUCGACAAGUUCGCCUUCUUCUUGAGAAAGGGUCGCAAGACCGAACCUGCGAACACUCUGACAAAACCUCCCUCUCAAUAUUUUCAACCCCUCACCCUCGACCACAGGCCCGUCAGUGUCAUGGAUCCCUCCCGCUUUAUACAAGCCGGUGGCGGCGGCAUUGUCCCCCAAACAGAUGCCCCGACGUCUGCUAGCAAUGCCGGAGAGCGCCGAGUGACUAUACGCUGCAUGCAGUCGUCAAUCAGUCUGCCCGUCACCCCCGAUACUACCCCAAGUGAGAUUCUGUACUCGGCCGCCAACCUCAUGACCCACAACAUCAACCCGCAAACCAGUGUCGUGCUCGAGUGCUACUUUGCUUUUGGUCUGGAACGCCGCCUGAGACGUUACGAGCCUGUGGCUCUUGUCAUGAACUCUUGGGACCGCGAUACGCAGCACUGCCUACUCAUCGUACCAGGUGAAUCCACGGACAAGAACCCCGACUUGAACCUCGAAGGUGUGCCCCGCACUAUCGAUCCGCCCUCAGGUCUCAUCAACUUCGCGCUGUACCACUCUCAGCGGCCCGGCAAAUGGAACAAACGCUACAUCACGCUCUUGGAGACUGGACAAAUGUUUUCCGCCAAGAAGAAAGAUGCCAAACUGUCGGACAAGGAUGCCGUCUCGCUCUGCCAUCUAUCCGACUUCGACCUGUACACGGUUACCGAAAAGGACAUGCUGAAGCAGAUCAGAGCUCCAAAGAAGAAUUGCUUUGCCGUCAAGAGUCAACAGAAAUCAACAGUCUUCCAAAAUACGGAAAACUUCAUCCACUUCUUCGCUACAGAUGAUGCCAAGCUCGCGGAAGACUUCCAGAAAGUCAUUCAAGGAUGGCGUAGCUGGUACAUUGCAAACAAAAUUGUCGAUCUGAACAAGAAGAAGUCAUCUUCACAUAGCAGCAGUGCGAGAAGCGGGACGAAAACGGGCGGCGGCGGCGGACUUACACGAAGCGGCACUUUGCACCGGCCCCGGGCAUCCGCCGACGAGACGCCGUAUACCAUUGGAACUUUCUCGCCGCUCUUGGACAUGAACAGUUUCGAGAAACCGAUUGACGAUUUCGGGAAGGAUUUGGACAAUAAGCCGACGGCCCGACACGCAGACCACCACUCUACACCCAGACACACCCAGUCUCACAAGGUUGUCUCUCGAUCUAGGACCACGCCGAAUCUGUCGCAGCCUCACACAAGAAGACUAAUUGACCCCUUUGCCAAGGACGAGUUCAAAUCCGGCGGUCUGUUGGGCCAAGCUUACGAGGGGCGCAAGCAGCAAGCAGAGAAGGCUGCUCUCACAGCAGACCAUCAACAAUACGCAGUCGAGAGUCCAUUUACUGGGGGGCACUCGCUGCUCGGCCAGUUCCCAGAACACGAAAAUAGCGGAAUGCCGCAGAGAAGGGGCACGGUGCGUUCGUCUCGCCCCACGGCGGCGGACCCCAUGCCUCAGCCGCGGAGUCGAUCACGGCCUCCCGCAGCUCGUCCGACCACUUCAUCGCGUCCCAAGACAUCAGAUGGUGGGUCAUCUUCAGGGAAACGAGAGAUGCCACAACCUCUUGUCGACCUCACGCCCAAGGUGCCCGAUUUACCCGCAGCCUGGCGAGACGGCCAAGGCCGCGGUGUACGUGUGCCCACUGGAAAGCCCCUGAUCGAGAUGGCGACGGGUCUGGAACUACCAGACGGGCACCUAGGACCGCAGCUGCCCACCGUCACCCGCAUGGGCACGGCAAAGGCGUAUCCUCCCCAGCGCAUGGCGUCGCAGUCGGCCGCUUCUAGACCGAGGAGUCGGUCCACAGCAGGCGGUGGUGCUGUACGUCGCGUGGUUUCCAAUGAGCAGCAGCCUCCCAUGCCCUCCAUGCCGAGACGGUCGUCAAGAAGAGACGACGAGGACGUUCCACUCAUCAACUUUGUGGAACGCGAGAGGGGUCGCGAUACGAGGCCUCGCAUGUCGCAGGGCAUGUCGCAGGGCCUUGGGCGGAGUGGUACCGUCAGGCACUGAGGAAUGCCGAGAGCGGAUGGCGGCGGUCCGCUGAAGAUUGGAAUGGGCCACAAACAUUGUAAGACCCCGGGAAAGAAGACGAAAGAAGAGUGAGAGUGCAGUGGACGCGAUAUAGGCGCAUAGGGAGAUGUCAUUUAACAUGUAAGAUACCCGGAUGUUGACGCGACUAGCAUGUCGUCGGUCUGCAACAAAAAGCUUUUGGGGAGGGAACCAAAAAAGACGGCACAUUUUGUUUUGCCUAGUCAUCUGAUCUACCGGACUUG
Messenger RNA from Colletotrichum acutatum, 4670 nucleotides. RefSeq lists its product as uncharacterized. NCBI's taxonomy places the organism in Eukaryota, Fungi, Ascomycota, Sordariomycetes, Glomerellales, Glomerellaceae. The record is from RefSeq and is a predicted model, not a curated record. The transcript has 2 exons. The coding region runs from base 310 to 4407 and encodes 1365 amino acids.